This is a messenger RNA of Lytechinus pictus (painted urchin), 6934 nucleotides long. Its product is annotated as solute carrier family 66 member 2-like. NCBI's taxonomy places the organism in Eukaryota, Metazoa, Echinodermata, Echinoidea, Temnopleuroida, Toxopneustidae. Gene Ontology annotation, cellular component: trans-Golgi network; endosome. Gene Ontology annotation, biological process: phospholipid translocation; retrograde transport, endosome to Golgi. The transcript has 5 exons. The record is from RefSeq and is a predicted model, not a curated record. The coding region runs from base 511 to 1305 and encodes 264 amino acids.
GCCCUCAUCGUUUCAAACUCAUUAGGCGUGGCAUUAUCUUUGUUUACAAAAUCUCGGAAUGAAUCGAAAUAAAAUGAUACGUGUGCAUCAAUUGCGUGGCAAAAAGUAGCAAGAUAUCACGUCGGAUCGAAUGUAUUUCAAAGAAUAUCGACUGAUGCCACAUACAUAACAAGGAUCCACACCAAUUAAAUUAAUACUUCUGGAAGUUCUGGAGAACAGAAACUAAAGCCUAAAAGGAAUGCAAGCGGGAAAUAUUGGCAGCUCAAUUGAUCCUGAUUAAUCGUGGAUAUAUCCAGGUCUGCAGGUCUGAGACUUCUACGGAUGAAAGCAUCACCAAAACUAAAUAUUGCAUAGCUUGCUCUCUACAUUCUAAAAAAAAAAACCUUCAAGCAUGCAUUACGCAUACCUACAUUUCAUAAAAAGCAUUUACUAAACUUACACUUGGUGCUUCGCUGGCCACUAAUACCUCAGAGUCGGAGUAAACACAGAAAAAAAAAUAAAAGUGAAAUCAUGGAGGAUGACUUGAUUAAAGGGUUUGCUGACCUAGCAGAGAAAAAACUUCAUCAGGUACCGGAGUUGACACUUCUUAACCUGGUGUCAUGGGGUGCUUCGGCAGCAAUGAUCUUUGGAGGAAUUGUUCCAUUUAUUCCGCAAUACUUGGACAUCAGACGUUCAGAGAACACAGAGGGAUUUUCAACUCAUGUCUGCCUUGUGCUUCUUGUUGCCAACAUACUCAGGAUUUUGUUUUGGUUUGGUCAUCCUUUUGAGCUUCCACUUCUAGCACAGAGCAUCAUUAUGAUAUUUACUAUGAUGGUAGUAUUACAACUAUGUACUCGAGUAAAGUCCCUUCACAGUCUAUCUUCAACCAAGAGAUAUAUCACAGAUCUUGAUUGGCGUUACUUCUGGAAGUGGACUCGGUUUGUCGACUAUGUCCUCUUCAUGGCAUUAUUCUGUAUAUCAGGGGGUGUCGUGACGUACUUCCUGUCUUCCUUCAGCGUUUAUGUAGAGACGAUAGGUUUCCUGGCUGUAUUCACGGAAGCAAUGUUAGGAUCACCGCAAUUCUACCAUAAUUUUAGAAACAAGUCUACGCAGGGAAUGAGUGUCAAGAUGGUGAUGUUCUGGUUAUCUGGCGAUCUCUUCAAGACGGGAUAUUUCUUUGUGAACAGCGCCCCCAUCCAGUUCUGGAUAUGCGGUAUACUGCAAGUGUCUAUUGAUAUAGCUAUCCUGACGCAAGUCGUUUACUAUGGUGCUAGACCACCUAUCAAGCUGGCGAAAGUGUCUGCACCGGCAGAACAUAUAUCAUGAUCAAGAAUAUAUCCCUCUGUAUGACAACUUUAUAUGUUUGAUGAUGAUGUCACAAAAAACGUUGCAUGGGGGAGAACCAGUGUUAAGAGAGUGUGCUUUGCUGUGUUUGUUUUAUAUGGAGAUUGGCUACUCUCUAAUGUUGGGAGAAAAAAAAUGUAGAGAAAAGACUUAUUUGAACAAAGUAUAGAGCAAUUUCACAUUUCUAAAUUGUAUUAAUUAAACAGUAUACUGGUAGACGUCUUCUGAGGGUGAGAAGAUUUUGAAAUUUGAAAUACAGGGCACCCUCAAUGGAGUGUCAUGUGCAAUAAAGGUUGAACUGUCAACGUUGUUUGUGCCAAAGUUAAGCACAUCUCUCUGAUGGUUUGAUUUUUACCCCUGAAUGUCAGAAUGAUGUAGAUAUUGAAAAAGUGGUCUGAAAUUUUGAGUCCUACUACCACCACCACCACCAUCAGUAUUCAUUGAUACUAGAUGAUAUAGCCAGAGUAUUAUGGCAUGUGGCAAGUCAUUAAAUCAUUCAAUCCCAUCUCUUGAAAACAAAAUUUCAAUUCUUGAUAUCACGAAAUAAAAAUCAAAAUUCUUCAUAAUGAGAAUUCAUAUUGGGUUGUGAACAUAUGGGAAUUACUUGUCAUGAGAAUACAUUUCCUGAUAAUAGAUGGGUACACUGCUUGCGAGUGUGGGGAGGAUCGGACGAUGCUACACCUUCUGAUCUGCCCCCUCUUACCAGAUCCGUGCACUGCCGAAGAUCUGGGCCCCGUCUUACAAAGAGUUACAAUUGAUCCAGUCAAUCGUAACUCUAUGGAAAUCCAUCAGUGUCAUAAUUUUUUCUACAGGACACUUGCACAAUGCCCUUUGUAAACAAAGAGAAGCACAGUGAAUUUUCAAGAAAACAAUGAACGCAUGAAUAUACAUCAUAGUUAGAAAAUAUUUUAAACAAACAUGCAAAAUAGAUGUUGACGUUGCUGGCCCUCCAUAGUUGCGAUUGAUUGGAUCAAUCGCGUCUCUUUGUAAGACGGGGCCCUGGAGUCCUUUAAACUCAAAGCCAGAUCUUGUACCCUCCACUGGACAGGUCUUGUGUAGUGACCCCAGAAGAAGAAGAUAAUUUUUAGAGAUAUAGUGUAUUAAAUGAUAAAAACGGCUUGCCGUACGUUUGCCAGCAUACGCUGGCUAAUCCGUUCAGGUGUAACAGCCACUCUAGGAAUGGUUAAGUGUGAGUUCAAUUAGCAGUCAAUAGAAUUAUAUUAGGCCAGUAUUCUGAGUCUAGUUUUAUACAGACCAAGGUCUAACUGGGCUAAAAUUAUGGGAAGCCGAAAAUGUCAAUAUUCUGUGUAUAUUGUAUGUUUCUCAUGCUUACGUUGUUCUUUUUUCAUGCUUCGAUAAUGAAAAAAACUAUUUUAGUCAUUAUUCCCAGACAGUUAGGGAUGAUUUGGGUGUCAAAUGUGCUGAAAAUUGAACCUGCAGCCUGUUGCAUAAAACUUUUUACCUGAGAUAACUCCGGUGAAAACUAAGGUUAGUCUGAUUUCUGCCAUUGACUUUAACACAGGGCAAAAACUGAGGUAAAAGAUACCUGAGUUUUCUCAGGUAAAAAGUGUGAUGCAACAGGCCCCUAGACUUUCACAGGUUUGGGUCACUUUUGGCUUUCCAUAGUUAAACCACAACUUCAGACCAGAGAUUAAAUUAAACCUGAUUUCAGAAUAUAAGCCUAUGUGUUCAAUACGAUCAGGCUUUUGAUUGGGAUUACUCAAGGGAAAAUUCAGUAGAUGAGUUAAUCUGAUCAGCCAUGGGAACCAGACGUCCAGCUUCUUGAAACAUUUUAAUGACUGCUCAACUGUAUUAUGUCAUUUUUCUAUUUUCAUGGCGAUAACACAUAGGACCCAUUUCAUAAAGACUUGUUAUAUACCGUGCGUCCCACAAAAAGGAAACCUGUGUUCAGAGAUAAAUUUCAAAAUUAUCAAACAUGUUUUUACUAUGAAUUUGAUACUUAUGUUAGGAGUAGAAUCUCAUCUUUAUUUUGAGACUAACAGCUUAGCAAAUCAUUUACACACGACAGAUUACAAACAAUAAAUAUUGAGGCCUGUCAGAAACGAUUUGUGCAGAAACUCACGAAAGAAUCUGAAACGACUCUCAUUUCAGGGAUCAGUGAGAGAAAUGUAACAAAGAAUAUGAAAGAAAUGCUAAUGAGUCAAUUGUUGAAUAGGCACGGUAGUCGUAUGACGAAUCAAUCUUGUCGAAGUUUUCUGCGCAACUUGACUUUGACACUAAAAUUUCAAACUUGUCUUGUUCAUUAAUGCGUGAAGUGUUUGUCACAUAUUAGGUAUCAAAAUAUAGAGGAAUAAUUGAAUUGUAUGAUGAUAUAAAUGGAAUAUCAUAAUUAAUUUGCCUUUGAAGAAAAAAGAAGUGGGAAUCAUGAUUUCAUUUUUUCUGGGACGCACUGUACAUGUAAUAAGUGUAAUUUCUAUAACUAGUUUUCUAGUAUUAACCAAUUGAAUUGAAUCAUCUCAGUAACAGCUUUUAACUGUUAUUGAAAAGUUGUUAUUAUAACAAGUUUUAUGAAACAGGCCCCAGAUCCAGUCAUCUGAUGACUGAUUCACAGUGAAACUCAAAUUAAUUGAAUAAAUAAUGGCAAAAAAUGUAUAUAUUGGGUAGAAAAUAGCAAUAGUAGAUGCAAUAUAUUUAAAGGCUUUGUAGAUUAGAACAUUAAAUUCUGUAGAAAUGCAAACUUAAUUACAAAAUCAGUACUUAACAGUAAGAUGUGUACAUGUACAUCAGAUUGACAUAAAAACUAUAUGACGAUGGGAAAUUGCUUUUAACACCAUGCACUGAAUUUGACAAUAAUUAUAUCUUAGAUUCAUAAACAAAUAUCUCAGAUUUUUUAAAGAACUAAUGUGUUGUAAUAAGGAAGUAUUUGCAAUCAAUUGAAAAUUUUCUGUUUGAAUUUUUCAAUUGAUCGCUUGUGAUUAAUUGGAAGACAUGAUUGAUUUGGGAUCCUGAAAUAGAUUUACAAUCGAUUGUAAAUUUCCUGUUGCAAUUUUACAAUUAAUCAACUGCAAUUAACUUGGAAUACACGGUGAUAAACCUGGGAACCCUAAGUAGAUUUGCAAUUGAUCAUAGUUUCUUGCAACAAAAUGGACUUAUGACCACCUUUUGUAAUGGGUCCUCGGUGUUACACUUAAACUGUACAUAUGCAGCUUUGUAUGAAUUUCAGGAUUUCUGGAUCAAUUUGCAGGGUCAUUGCUAUGUCAGUAAAGCCUUACUAAAGGAUUACUAGUAUUGAGUCUAUGAUAAAAAAAUGCUGCUGGUAGUAGUUAGGAUAUAUUUAUUUUUUUAUAUAGUGUAUGUGUGAUGUAAAAAUAGAAAUCAAUGUAAUGUGGAACAUUUCCUGGAAAUGUAUUUUUCUGUAACUUGCAAACCUUUGAUUUUGAUUAAUUGAUUACGUGCCUUUCUCUUUUAUGCCAGAAAUGUUGUCAAACAGUUUAAACUGUUUUUGGUUCUUCUGAAUGUUCACCAAUCACCCAUAGAUCCCCCCCCCCAAAAAAAAGAGGAUAAAUUGCUGUUUGUUCAGAUAUGGCUUUAGAGCUAAUAAGAUAGAUGUCACGAAAGUAGGAAACACUUUUUUUAGUCUCGGGACUUCAAAAAUCAGUGGACCAAUCAAAUUUGUUCUAACAGUAGUUUUAUCAAAUGGUACAAGAACGAACCUGUGACAUAAAAAAAAAGUUUAACCUUGGAUUUUCAGACAAAGAGAUCUUUCACUUGAGCAUCAGCAUGUUAAAUGUGCUCAUGAAAAAAUCAAGAUGAACGUUCACUUCCUUGAAGUUCCUCCUCUACUUUCGCGAUAUUCCUCAAACCAUCAGCUAUUAGAAUGAAAUUCUUUGAAGUUUCUUUUGACAUUUUUUAACUUUUUAAAAUUUGUUUUGUCCUGGUGCAAAAUAACACUUCGGACUAAUGGGCUAUGUAUUUUAAAAUGAAAUCAAAUUGCCAACAGGUUAAACAGAAAAAUUACAUUUUUCAGUCUUUGGGGCAUCAAAAAGGACCUUCAUUUGCCCUUGUGGCAGUAGAGACCACAAGUUUUUUUUUUUUUUUUUUUUUUUUUGGGGGGGGGCAUAGGUUCCUUUAAUGUGUCUUUGUUCAAUUUGUCUCAUUGAUAAUGUAACCCAUGAGUUCAGAUAGUCACUAGUGUAGUAAUCCACCAAUACAUGCAGUUUGAAUAUUGCAUUUCAUGAUUUUGAACAGUUUAUCAUAAUAUUUUUGAUACAUUUUUAUGUUGUGUGCCUAAUGAUUUACUUUUAUAUUUGUAUUUAAUUGCUUAUAUUAAUUUACUAGUUUAUUCAUAUGUAUUCUUAAAGUGAAACACAUUAUUUUUUUUAUGUAUAUAUUCUUAAAUGAAAGCAAAUUCAACAAGUCUGUUGUAUGCUAGAAUAUUUUCAUAUGUGGUUAUUGCAAAACUGAGCGAUCGAUUGUAAAGUUGAUUUGAAUGUUUGAUUGCACAUGAUGAGCAAUGCAGUCAAGCAUAAAAAUCAGCCCUACGAUCAACCACUAAGGCGUUGUGAUACUUGGACCAGGUGUUGCAAGUCAUAUAAUAUAUAAGACUCAACCCCAUCAUCCCGAGUUUGCAAAUUAUCCCACUAUUUCUGGGCCCCAUCUUACAAAGAGUUACAAAUUGAAUCAAUCGCAACUAUGGAAAUCCAUCAGUGUUAUAAUUUCUUCUACAGGAAAUUAGCAAAAUGUCCUUUGUAAACAAAGGCGAACUCACUGCAUUGUCAAGAAAACGAUUAAUUUCUGAAUAUACACAUCAUAUCUGGAAAACAUUUUGAAAUAACAUACAUUUUAGAUGUUAAUGUUGCUGGCCAUCCAUAGUUGUGGUUGAUCGGACUAAUCACAACUCUUUGUAAGAUGGGGCCCUGAUCUGUAAGGGCCCUUUAACAUGAAGCUUAGUGAUUGAUUGCAGGACUGAUUUCUAUGAUUGAUAGCAUUAAUGAUAGUGUAUGAUCAACUCUAAAUAUCAGCCAUACGAUCAAUCGCUAAGCUUUUUUAUGGGGCUUGGAAUAUCAAGAUUAUAUUUUUAUUGCAGGUGUUAUUAGCUGGAUAUUUACAAAUUACAAUCCUGAGAGGGCUAAGGAUUUUGGUCUGAAAUAGCACAGUAUUUGAUGAAUUAUCCAGUCCCUUUGUAAAAGAAGAUGCACUGGGCUAUUGGCUCAGGUAUCCAUUGCAGAAAGAGUUAUGAUCAAACACAACUCCAAAAAUCAAAUGCAACUUUAUUUUCAACCAAUGAAACAUGCGUAAGGCAAUUGCGCUUGGUUUUUUUGUUGCGUUUUAACUGGCCCCUGGGUAAUCAUUCAUAUUACAAUACUCUCUACUCAAAUGAUAAGAUCAAAGCGAUGGGAUAACUUAGAUCUGGAGAUUGAUGGAAAAAGGGAGUGGAUUGCUUGGUUAGAAUCUUAAGAUUGAAAACAAUCUUAGCUCUGUUGCACUUAUCAUUUUACCCUGUAAAAAAAGCUGUGGUAACUGCAGAUGACACAGUCUCUCACUCGAUAAACACUUAAAUUUAAUAUGCUUGCUGUAUCACAAGUGUAUUGUGACGAUGUAUGUGUGAAAAUAUAAUUAAAAUAGAUCCAAUAUGGAUCAUCCAAUGCAA